ACUUGACGUUUUUAGUCUUAAUAACACUCCAGUGUACAGUACCUUUAAACCCUCAAAAUCUUCUGUCUUUACACUUUCUGGUUCAUCAAUGGCGGCGACUACAACCCAUCUUGCUCAUCCACCUACUCUCUCGAAGAACAUCACUUUUCAUCAUUUAAAGCAAAACCCAUUUCUUAAAACUUCGACUUUACCCGUCAAAUUCACUAGAACCUCUCCAAAGCCCCUCUCUCUUACUCUUAAAGCGGUUUUAUCACAAAACCCAACUCUAACUCAAGAAACUGCUCAAUUCAAGCAUUGUUUCACUAAAUCAAAUGAUGGGUUUCUCUACUGUGAGAAUCUUAAGGUUCAGGAUGUCAUGGAGAGUGUUGAGAAAAGACCUUUUUAUUUGUAUAGUAAGCCACAGAUUACUAGAAAUGUGGAGGCUUAUAAGAGUGCUUUAGAGGGAUUAAAUUCUAUUAUUGGUUAUGCAAUUAAGGCUAAUAAUAAUUUCAAGAUUUUGGAACACCUGAGACAGUUGGGUUGUGGAGCUGUGCUUGUUAGUGGUAAUGAGCUUAGGUUGGCUCUUCGUGCUGGAUAUGAUCCCAAAAAGUGUAUUUUUAAUGGAAACGGGAAGCUCUUGGAGGACCUGGUUUUAGCUGCUGAGGAAGGUGUUUUUGUUAAUGUAGAUAGUGAAUUUGAUUUAGAGAAUAUUGUAGCAGCUUCUAGAAUUGCUGGAGAAAAGAUUAAUGUUUUACUCCGGAUCAAUCCAGAUGUGGAUCCUCAGGUCCAUCCUUAUGUUGCCACUGGUAACAAGAACUCUAAAUUUGGCAUUAGAAAUGAGAAGCUGCAAUGGUUUCUGGAUGCUGUUAAGGCACACCCUAAUGAGCUUAAGCUUGUGGGAGCCCAUUGCCAUCUUGGUUCUACCAUUACCAAGGUGGACAUAUUCAGAGAUGCUGCAGUUCUUAUGGUCAACUACAUUGAUGAAAUUCGAGCUCAAGGCUUUGAAAUUGAUUAUCUAAACAUUGGCGGUGGUUUGGGUAUAGAUUAUUAUCAUGCUGGCGCUGUCCUUCCUACUCCGAGAGAUCUCAUCGACACUGUUCGAGAACUGGUGCUCUCACGGAAUCUCAAUCUCAUCAUUGAACCAGGGAGAUCAUUAAUUGCAAAUACCUGCUGCCUGGUCAACAGGGUCACUGGAGUGAAAACUAAUGGGACUAAAAACUUUAUUGUGAUCGAUGGUAGCAUGGCUGAACUUAUUCGUCCAAGUCUUUAUGAUGCAUAUCAACACAUAGAACUUGUUUCUCCUGCACAACCUAUUGUCGAAGUAUCAACUUUUGAUGUGGUGGGUCCUGUCUGUGAAUCUGCUGAUUUCUUAGGAAAGGGUAGAGAACUUCCAACCCCAUCUAAGGGAGCUGGUUUGGUUGUUCAUGAUGCUGGAGCUUACUGCAUGAGUAUGGCAUCAACAUACAAUUUGAAGAUGCGCCCUCCUGAGUACUGGAUUGAAGAAGAUGGUUCUGUAACCAAAAUACGGCACGGGGAGACAUUCGAAGACCAUAUGCGGUUCUUUGAGGGUCUUUGAACGCAAAAACUUUUAGCCAUUUCUGCCGGAGCACGCAGGCUUCAGUUGUGUUCUUAUUUUUGACAUACCCAACUAUGCCGGUUACAUUGUGGUUCUAUAUUUUGUAUCACCAUUUUGCUAGAUGCUGUUAAAACAUAAUACUCAUUAUCAGUGUCGAAACUUUCAGAUGUCAUUAUUAUAUCGUUAGCAUGUUCAAAGAUCCCAUGAUAAAAUUAUUGCUUGAUGCACAA
Molecule: messenger RNA, 1785 nt
Organism: Ricinus communis (castor bean)
Lineage: Eukaryota; Viridiplantae; Streptophyta; Magnoliopsida; Malpighiales; Euphorbiaceae
Product: diaminopimelate decarboxylase 1, chloroplastic
Exons: 8
Coding region: 89-1555 (488 amino acids)
Cellular component (GO): chloroplast
Molecular function (GO): diaminopimelate decarboxylase activity
Source: RefSeq, a predicted model, not a curated record